Molecule: messenger RNA, 921 nt
Organism: Lepus europaeus (European hare)
Lineage: Eukaryota; Metazoa; Chordata; Mammalia; Lagomorpha; Leporidae
Gene: HOXB1
Product: homeobox B1
Exons: 2
Coding region: 1-921 (306 amino acids)
Biological process (GO): regulation of transcription by RNA polymerase II
Cellular component (GO): nucleus
Molecular function (GO): RNA polymerase II cis-regulatory region sequence-specific DNA binding; DNA-binding transcription factor activity, RNA polymerase II-specific
Source: RefSeq, a predicted model, not a curated record
AUGGACUAUAAUAGGAUGAACUCCUUCUUAGAAUAUCCAUUCUGUAACCGGGGACCCAGCGCCCACAGCGCCCACAGCGCCCACAGCGCCCACAGCGCCCCGACCUCCUUCCCGGCGAGCUCUGCUCCCGCUGUUGACAGCUACACAGGAGAGGGCCGCUAUGGCGGGGGUCUGUCCAGCCCGGUGCUCCAACAGAGCUCGGGCUAUCCCACCCAGCAGCCGUCUUCAGCGCUGGGGAUGCCUUUCCCCAGCUCCGCACCCACGGGGUACGCCCCGGCCGCCUGCAGCCCCAGCUAUGCGCCUGCUCAGUACUACGCUCUGGGGCAAUCCGAAGGAGGAGAUGGAGGCUAUUUUCAUCCCUCGAGCUAUGGGGCCCAACUAGGGGGCUUGUCCGACGGCUACGGAGCGGGUGGAGCCGGCCCUGGGCCGUACCCUCCGCCGCAGCCCCCGUACGAGCAGACGGCGACCAUUGCACCGGCUUAUGCUGCUGAUCACCUGGAGGACAAGGAACCACCCUGCCCGUCGGAACCUAGCAACCCCGCAGCCCGCACCUUCGACUGGAUGAAGGUCAAGAGGAACCCACCCAAGACAGCGAAGGUGUCGGAGCUGGGCCUGGGCGCGCCCGGCGGGCUGCGCACCAACUUCACCACCAGGCAGCUCACCGAGCUGGAGAAGGAGUUCCACUUCAACAAGUACCUGAGCCGCGCCCGCAGGGUGGAGAUCGCCGCCACCCUGGAGCUCAACGAAACGCAGGUCAAGAUUUGGUUCCAGAACCGGCGCAUGAAACAGAAGAAGCGAGAGAGGGAGGGAGGCCGGGUGCCCCCCGUCCCACUCGGCUGCCCCAAGGAAGCGGCUGGAGACGCCUCCGACCAGUCUGCGUGCACCUCCCCGGAAGCCUCGCCCAGCUCGGUCACCUCCUGA